AUUUGAAGUGUAGUUCUCCGAAACCCAGAACUCUCACAAAUGGUCGAAGAGUUGUUCAAGGUAGGAAAUUCAACGAAACGGUGACUUUCACAUGUGAUCCAGGAUUCACGCUAUCUGGUUCAAGCAUAAGAACGUGCCGUGGUCUAGGAACCUGGGACGGAGUUGAACCAAAAUGUGGUGAGUUACGUGAAGUACGAUUUGUUUGUUUGUUUGUUACAGCAUGGAUCAAAAAAUUGAAAAAACUGGACAGAUGGUUUCAGCGUAUUGAUAGCAUCUCAACCUUGUUGAAAAUUAUAACAUCACUAUUAGUGAUGUUUAUAUAAUUAUAACAUCGGUAUUAGUGAUGUUAUAAAGCGCACUGACUACGACUAUGGCAUCAGCAUUUUGAUGACGAAUCGUUGCGAAUUAUGGCAUGGCAGUGGUUACGCUUUUUUUGCUGAGUCGACCUUCUGUGUGUCUUUAUUCUGUGAUGCAGCUACGUAUUUUAGUCAGAAAACGCAAGAAUACAGCCAUGCCACUCUACGAUAGAAUGUCUAAAUAUUCUUCACACAUUCUCAGGGAACAUUUCAAACAUUAGAGAGUAAAGUACGCGUCAAAAAAUUUAAUUUUGAAUGCUUUGCCGUGGUACAGGCAGGUUUAAAAGCCAAUGAAACCAUUUCCAAUCUAAUAUAGCUGCAGUACUUGAACACGAAAAAUGUAGGUCCAAAAAUUUCUGGGAACUAGGUUCCUAGUUCCGAUAAUUUUCCUCAUCUGGAGCUAUCCAUAAUCAAUGAAGUUGGUUUUGAAAUCGUCUCACCGAGUAAUUUGGUAUUUUCGGUUAAUUGUUCUUUAAAAACUGCAGAUUUAGCAAAAUAAUGAAAUUUGCAAACUGAUUCAUCCGUGUGUAAACCUUUGUUUGUGAACAUGAAAAUUUUCCAGGAAAAAAUUGUCGUGAUCCUGGGGUUGGCAACAACACCUUACGACGUGAACCGAUUAGAAACAGUGGAUUUAUGACGUCAGAGGUCUUACACUAUUAUUGCAUUGCCGGGUAUCUUAUUGAUGGAAAGGAUAGCAUUACAUGUCAAGCGGAUGGAACGUGGGCUGGCAGUACACCUCAAUGUUACCGUAUGUAUGAGUUUUUUCUAGCCUGCAUAGAAGACGGGGAGAAGCUGUAACAAUUAAUAGCUUCCAUUUCAAAGUUUAUUUAACUUAAACUACUGAGAAAUAUAAUAUUUUGGUUUCAUUUUAUAGCCAGAAAUUACGGACAUGCAUCAUUCUACUACUUCUUUAGUAAUUUGCAUGCCACGCUGCAGUACUAAUAUGGCUUAAAAAGUAAACAGUGAAUUAUAUAAAGCUAUAAAGCGACAUUGUCAAUCGCAAAAUCUGAGAAUAUAACUUGCCUCGCUCACUGGUUGCAAACCAAAAUCUGUCGAAAUAUUUAGUGUAACACGUUGGCUUGAUUUCAGUCACUGCCUUUUCUGCAUUUUCAAUAUUUGUACAAAGGUUAGUUUUUACGACAUUUGUCCAUAUCUUUAGGCCUGGUUUCCAUAUGUUCGUAGCAGUCGUAAAGAUUGAGUCACAAUCUUUCUCAUCAGCCGACAUACAACAUUGUAGAAAUGAAAAUACGCUGAGUGAUUAUAACUAGAGAAUACUUAUGAUUUAUAUGUGGUUUACAGGUAUAAACUAGUAUUAACUGGCGGUUGGGAAAGAUCGUGACUUUAUUUUUACGACCAUUACGACCAUAUGGAAACCAUAUAUAAAAGUGUUGGGAAAGCAUUAAAAACAGCUGAUCAAGGUCGAAUGACUGCCAACUCUCAUGCACUCUCAUUCUCGUUUAAUUAAUCUGAGCUUUACUGUGAUUUUCCUCUUGGUAUAGGCAUCUCGUGCCAACCACCAACCCUUCCUGCCAAUUCUGAAGUGUUAAGCUCAGUUUGGUUUAACACAUCACAAGGAGCAAGGGAUGGAAGAAAAUUACUUUUAAGAUGCAAUCCAGGAUAUUAUAAAGUUGCCACUUCCUCACUGAUGACUUGUUCUGGUGAUCAGUGGCAACUGCCAACGUCGUUUAAAUACACGUAA
Messenger RNA from Paramuricea clavata, 2055 nucleotides. Lineage: Eukaryota; Metazoa; Cnidaria; Anthozoa; Malacalcyonacea; Plexauridae. The record is from the annotation of a GenBank genome assembly.